Ylistrum balloti is the source of this 2679-nucleotide messenger RNA. RefSeq names its product WD repeat domain phosphoinositide-interacting protein 4-like. Gene Ontology annotation, molecular function: phosphatidylinositol-3,5-bisphosphate binding; protein binding; phosphatidylinositol-3-phosphate binding. Bases 225 to 1256 code for a protein of 343 amino acids. Gene Ontology annotation, cellular component: phagophore assembly site membrane; extrinsic component of membrane; cytosol. NCBI's taxonomy places the organism in Eukaryota, Metazoa, Mollusca, Bivalvia, Pectinida, Pectinidae. The transcript is spliced from 12 exons. The record is from RefSeq and is a predicted model, not a curated record. Gene Ontology annotation, biological process: protein localization to phagophore assembly site; protein lipidation; nucleophagy.
CAUCAUACGUAUUCGUGGAUUUCGAACAGUUUAUACAUAUAUUUAGAUGGCGUUUCCCCUACAUGUAUAAGAAACAUAUUGUCGAAAAUAAGUCAAUGAUAUGAUAAUGUCCAAACGACUGAUUAUCUCCGGAAAAUUUGUGUAGUGCCUUUUCAUGUGAUCACAGAAGAUGGAACCCUGCAGAAAUACAUUGAAUUGGGUUGGCUGAAUCAUAAACAAGUACAAUGUCAUCCAAGGGAAUCUUCUCCAUAAGUUUUAACCAGGAUCAUGGUUGUUUCAUAUGUGCGACAGAUUCAGGUCUUCGGAUCUAUAACGUCGAGCCUUUGACACAGAAGUUAUAUCUCAACCAUGACACAGUGGGAAGCCUGGCAUGUGCUGAGAUGUUGUUCCGUACAAACCUACUGGCUCUUGUUGGAGGUGGCAGCUUUCCCCGCUUUGAUGAAAAAGCAGUACUGAUUUGGGAUGACUCCCAGAAGGAUCCAGCUAAAAAGGUUGUUCUGGAAAUAACAUUUGCACAGCCAGUAGUGGCAGUCAAAAUGAAAAGGGAAAGGUUGGUAGUUGUGCUGAGAAACCAGGUCCAUGUGUUCAGUUUCCCUAACAAACCCCAAAAGUUGUUCACAUUUGGCACCAGGGAUAAUCCUAAAGGUCUGUGUGAGGUCAGUGGGUUUGGCCAGACUUUGGUGUUUCCUGGACACAAGUGUGGAAGUAUUCAAAUUGUGGAUCUGGAGACUACUCAGCCUGGUCAGUCCUCCUCACCUAUUACCAUCAAUGCCCAUCAGAAUGACCUUGCUUGUCUUGCACUCAACCAGAAUGGCACACUCCUGGCAACUGCUUCUAAAAAGGGAACACUAAUAAGGGUGUUUGACCUUGUGACCAAAAAACAAGUUGUAGAGCUGAGGAGAGGAGCAGACACUGCAAUGUUAUACUGUAUCUCCUUCAGCCAUGACUCAGCUUUUCUCUGUGCAUCAAGUGACAAGGGAACAGUCCAUAUAUUUGCUGUCAAAGAAACUCAUUUGAAUAAAAGAUCCUCCUUCAAACAAAUGGGGUUCCUCGGAACUUAUGUGGAGUCCCAGUGGGGCCUUGCCAGCUUCACUGUGGCUGCUGAAUGUGCCUGUGCUUGUGCAUUUGGACCAGGACAUUCAGUCAUAGCCGUGUGUGUGGAUGGAACUUUCCAUAAAUAUGUGUUCACCACUGAUGGCAACUGUAACAGGGAGGCAUAUGAUGUAUAUCUAGACCUAGGGGAUGACAUGGAAUAGAGCAAACGGGGAAUGGCAUUUGCCAUACCUUACAAACAAGGGAGAUAUGAAUACAGGAUGUAUGAACAAGGGUUGACCAAUUGAAACUUGAAAAGGAUGUUGUUUUAUUGUGUCACCAGUGAUAAAAGACUUGUUUGUGAUUACAUUAUUGUAUAAUUAUAAAACAACUGAUUGAUAAUUGUUGUUAUUAAAGCACUAUCUAAUGAAAUGUAUAUGUACAUAUAUAUAUGAAGGAUAUAGAAAUUUUUGACCGUUACAAAUGUCUUGGUAUUGUAUUUAAACAAAGUAGGAAUUUUGCAGAAGCAAAAAUUAAUCUUGUACGACAGGCUACAAAAGCCAAGUGUGCUCUGUAUACUAGAAUUCAUAGUUUAAGAUUACCUGUUGACUGUCAAUUAAUACAUUUUGACCAAACAAUUGUUCCUAUAUUGUUAUACGGAUGUGAAAUCUGGGGUUUCUCAAGCACAGCCUGUAUAGACAAAGUACAUUUAGAUUUUUUGAGAAAUGUACUUGGUGUUAAAAAAAGUACACCGAGAUAUAUGUUGUAUGGUGACACUGGACGUGUACAUAUCAAAACACGGAUGGUUACUUACUGGGCUAGAAUUGUCGAGUCACAUGACUGUAAACUUGCUCACAUAGUGUACAAUUUUUUGUUGAAAUACAAUUACUUUAACAAUUGCCAGUCUCAGUGGUUACAAGCAGUAAAGUCUACAUUGGACAAUUGUGGUAUGAGUAAUAUUUGGCAUACACUACUGCAGACAGAGGUCAUCAAAAUACCAUUAAAAUCUCAUGAAGUUAUCAUUAAAAUCAUUAAAAGUGUUAAAAAUGGCCAUUAAAUCUUGUAUUGAUAUAUUUUAACAGGUUUCUGCUUAAGCCAUUAAAAAGGCACUUAAAAUCUUGUUUUAAGAUACAAUUACAAAGAAUUAAUUGUCAUUUAACACCCAAAAUUUGAUGUAACAUGCUGUUAAAAAAAUUAAUGUUGAUAAAAGAUACUUGAAAUUUGUAUCUUUGUGUUUUAAUUGCACUUAACAGAAAAAUAAUGGCCAUUAAAACGUUUCCUUAAUUUUGUACACGACCCAAGUUCAUUUUAAUUAUUAUUACUUUCUUUGCAUGACAACAAAGUGACUUAAUUGCCAUUAACUUUGCUAUAAAUUAUUUAAUUGCCAUUAACAGUCAAUGAACAAAUGCUUUAUCUGAAAUUUUAUUGAAGGUGUUUUCCAAGUGCCAUUAAAUUUCAACAACCAAUUAAUUAACAGGCAUUAAAUUCUUUAAGUAAAAAGUAAUUUCAUGCAAGUCUAUAAAUCUCUAAAUUUAAGUGUCAUUAAAACAAUCUUAUGUAUAUAUAUGCCAUUACUUUAAAUUUGGAUACAUAUGUAUUUGACUGGAUUUGCAAUUGAUCACAAAUAAAAUUGCAUUAUAUAAAUCA